AUGUGCUUCAGUCCCAGCAUGCCGGGCUUUAGCCUUGUGCUGACAGCUCUGCUAUGGCAUGCCUGGGUGGCCCUGGCCAGCCGCGAUAGUUGGACCACGCUGCCGGGGGCCCCGCGCUUCCGAUACGCCAUCUACGGAAUGGCCACACAGCCACCAGCUGGACCGAGCUACCUCCUCACGAGCCGAGGUCUCUUCCGUGUGGACGUGGAGGGAUCGGACGCUUCCAUGGUGAAGGUCUGGAACGCAACGACGAAUUUCGGCAGCGGCGGCGAGUUGUCCAUGGGCGAGACGGGCCUCAUGCUUGUCACCAAGUUCGGCCUCCGCAGGUAUGCCUGGUAUCGCCGAAACAGCACGAGCGACUGGGAGUCCCUCAUAGGCGUCUGGAACAAGAACGAGGAGUUCCCAGCUGCUGACGAAGUGGGUGCCUACCCCGAGACCUUCAGCGACAACCGCUACCAAGGUUACGCCCAUCCCUGGCGUGCUGGCCCAGACGGUAGAAUUUAUGUGAUGCUCAAGCGGAGAGCAGAGUGGCCGGCGCCGGAUCAGAUUCCCGAGUCGGGAACCCGCGACAGGUAUGCCAUCUGGAGUUACGAUCUUGACGAUGGAGUGUGGAGGAGAGCGACUCCGGACUUGCCGAACUUCCGUGGCAAGACGCUGAAGACCUACACCCGAGGCUGCCCCAACUGCCAGGGAGUCUCCGGAUUCAACGGCACCGUGGCCUCCUGGAGCGGGAAGCAGCAGGUCAAGUACGGGAACGGCAAGCUCUGCGGGGCGGAUCAAGAUCCCGAGGUGAAGCCUCAGUGUUGGAAGCCGCAAGGCUUCAGCCUCCCGACCUGGGGCGGCAAUCAUACCCGCGGCCUCUACCUGCGCGCUUGCCAUGGGGAGGUCCGGGUGGAGCGCUUCGUGCUCGCCACCGUAGACAACUUGACUGGGGACAUUCUGGACUCCCUGCCAGUGAGCGAUUUCGUGGAUGGGACCUGGCAGGAAGUUGCCGGCGAGCCGUUGGUGAUCGAUCCAUCUAUGGCCACGCAGCUUGUCCCCACCAACGGCAAAAGCGAAGAGAGCACGGUUCGGACGACCGCAGGCGGCAUCAUCUUCAAUGGCACCUUCGAAGUGAGGGGGACUCAGCAGAAUGCCGCCACCGAAGCGGCGCACGCAGAGUACAAGGUCCGUUUCCAGCCCAUCGAGAAGGCCAAUGCCGCCUGUUCGCAGGGUCUCGUCGAGAAGCGCUACGUGUACCUGAAGGCACAGUCCCUGGGCACGCCUCGACCACACGUCUGGCGCCACUGCGUGGACGUGCUGACAACAGGCUACUUCAACCAGUGGCACCCCCGCUUCGAGUUCACCCGACGCCCCGACGGGAGCCUCAGCUUCUAUGCUGGGAACACGGGUGUGGACAGCGUCUCGCGCUGUGACGAUUCUCCCGAAGCACAGCCUGACACUGGCAUCGUGCUGCUGGAGGAUGGGGUCUGGCGAGGGCUGACAGGGCCGGACACCAAGUACCGCAAGGAGGGCUUCACUUGCGGCUGGGGCCAGUCCAAGAUCUACGUCUCCGCGGACCGGAGGACCCUCUUCUCUACCGGCGGCUCAGGUCAAUACUACUCCUUUGACGAAGAGAAGGGCUGGUGGCUGCCUCUGGAUGAAGCCAGCUACGGAGAUGCACGAGGCUUCUUCACACAGCUCACGCAGCAGCGGAGUGAGCCGAAUCUCGUCCACGCCGAUGGCUCUGGGGACGAAGCCACAGACCCAGGCAUCUACCACCUGCCCAAACCGAUCGACCAGGCCGACUGUAGUGACCUGGGACGUGCCCUUGCUGGCUUUGCCGCAUCCCACAGACAGCAGCAAGACCUGGGAAACGAAGAACGAACCGUCGCGGAAGCCUUGGCCGAGAAGAAGCCCAAGCCACUCCGGCGCGGACACGUGUGGCAUGCUUUUGAUGAGUCGCGCCUGGCCCGCAAGACUUUGCCCAUGCACUUGGCCACCUACCAUCCGUUCAAUUCGCAGUGCCAAAGUGAAUCUGUUGUCAGCGCCUUCCUCCUGGAAAAUGCCUCGCAGAUUGUGACCUGCGGUCGCUUCCCGUCUAUGGCAGAACCGGACCAGGUCGUGUGGCUAAGCAGCAGCACAGGGGAAAGGCUGCGCACUGCGAGCCUGCCCGGCAAGGCCAGCAGCUGCGGGGAAAUUCCAGGCGGCGGCCCUGUGAACCUCUUCGUGGCCGGGGACUUCGGAUUGGUUGGUAUCGGCGAGGACGGCGAGGCUUGGGCCGCUCCUGUAACAGAGGUCGUCGCGACGUCCGCCGUUCGUGGCGGCCGCGUGGCCGUCGUCACCUCCAACAAGACCGUGGCUGUCUUCUCAGCUUCAUCCGGGGCGCUGGUGGCCCAGCGCAGCUUCGGCUACAGCUACGUGACUGCUGUGGAGCUGUUCACGGACGGUCGAGUGGCAGUUGGAGCUUACACCAACAACAGAGCCACCAAUGCUGUUCAGAUAGCCCGGAUGGAGAUCUACAGCGCAGAUCUCCAGGAGCGUCUCACGCAGACCUGGGGCAUGUUUACCGCCAGGCAGCUGGACGAUGCCCACAACAUGGCGGACACCAGGGUGUAUGGCUUGGUCCUCGACGACAUCGAGGAGCAUGUCUACGUGGCCGGCGAGUCUGCUGGGGGUAACACGAUCUUCCGCUGGAACGGCCAGGACCUUUCCACGAACAGUGCACGCGACACCGGGACGCCAAUGUGGAUGGCCAAGUCGGAUGCGCAUGUGGGCUAUGUUGGCCGUGUCCGGGCGAGCGAUGGAGUAGUUGUGGGAGGCACUUUCAUCGCGCCCAUCCUACGCUCGGCCCAGCGCCUCAACACCUUUCGAAUGAAAGGUAGCGCCUUGCAGUUCGAUGCCGAGAGCAACUCUCUGUAUGUCAUGGGAACCUCCACAUGCUGCAUCCCGGGCCGGACCGCCUUCACCUUGGCGGGGCAGAGGGUGGACGGCGGCGACCCGGCAGGCUAUGCCGGAAGCGACCCCAGCCUUGUAGCGUUCGACUCGGAGCUGAGGCAACGCCGGGCCUGGACGACAUUCAGCAGCUGGAGAAACAAGGGCACCCCUGCAGGCCUUUCGAUCCAGAAUGGCAUUAUGACUAUUGCCGUCACAACUCACGGAGGCCAGGCCAUCACCACGCCGAACGCGCUCUUCCCGAACGCCUCCGAAGCAGAGGAUCACUCCUGCGAUGUGCCGGAGGACACAAAGCUCACGGAUGUUUGGCUGGCCGUUUUGCCUUCCUUGCCACCGGUCGGAACGCCCAAGUUUCCCACAGACCGCCAGAGGCGGACAUUGGUCGGCCGACUCCGCUUGCGUGUGCGCUCUGCAGAGACCUUCGUGGACGACGCCGCCACGCGAAGAGGGCUCCGCCGCGGGGUGGCCCGAGCCCUUCAGGUGCCCGAGGAGAACGUGAACAUCACCAGCGUCAGCGUUGUGCCGGUUGGGGGUCGGAGGCUGUCCAGCCUGGGAGAGCUGCUCGUUGAAUACACGGUGACCGAGACGGAUGAGUCACCCCUGGACACAGCAGCACUGGAAGAAAUGGUGCAGGAGGUCGAGGCCAACUCCACCGCCGUCCUCGGGGAGCUGGUCUCUGCCAUAGCAGAGCUGGCCCCUGAGUUCGCGACCUCCAUCGAGGAAGUGGAUAUAACAGCGUACAGUGCUGAGAGCUCGCUGACUUCUUCAAGGGGUCCGCAGACCGAACCUUCCACCACCAUCUUCUCGAAUUCUACCUCGGAGGAGUUGCUCUCAGCAGAUGUCACGGAGAGCACCACCACAUUUCAGGCUGAAAUGGACGCUCUUAGCUCCUCCAGCCAGCAGCACGGAGCCUUUUUUUGGAUGGCUCUUUUCGCAAUGGUGUACCAUGCCAAAUGGCGAUGA
Molecule: messenger RNA, 3897 nt
Organism: Symbiodinium sp. CCMP2456
Lineage: Eukaryota; Dinophyceae; Suessiales; Symbiodiniaceae
Source: the annotation of a GenBank genome assembly